Messenger RNA from Capsicum annuum, 4728 nucleotides. RefSeq names its product pentatricopeptide repeat-containing protein At1g73710. The record is from RefSeq and is a predicted model, not a curated record. Gene Ontology annotation, molecular function: protein binding. Lineage: Eukaryota; Viridiplantae; Streptophyta; Magnoliopsida; Solanales; Solanaceae. The transcript is spliced from 8 exons. Bases 164 to 3196 code for a protein of 1010 amino acids.
CCUCUGCCCAAAUUCUGGAAAUAUCUGACCUUACUCCAAUUUUUUUGAGUUUAUUUGUAGCCGUCAGCGUAUUUCUAUUUUCAGCUAUUACAGAAUUAACAGUUAAUUAGUCAAACUAAAUUUGCUCAUUUUCUUGUUCAUUAGUAACACAACCAAAACAAAAAUGGUACUUCAAACAUGCACUACUACUUCCAUGUUAAUUGGAACACCCUAUGAAAAAACCCCACUUCAAACUCAACAACCAAUUUCUUCACUUCAAAACCUUAAUUCCCAUUUCAAUUUUAGGGUUUUUCUAGGGUUUAACUUACACAAUUUCCCCCAAAAGUCCAAAAUUGACCAUCCAUUACAUAGAAACAUCAAGAUUCUACAACCCCACAAGCAAAAACUUCAAGAAAAUGAUAAAGAUAAGAUUUUUACAGGGUUUAAGCUUCAGUGUAACUCAAAGGCUGAAUCUUUACAUUCAAGAACUGUUAUUAAUGGCAAAAAGAAAGGCUAUGGAGGUAUUUUACCUUCAAUUUUACGUUCUUUACGUACCGAAAAUGAUGUUGAAAAAGCCCUUGAUUUGUAUUAUGGUAAGCUUAGUCCUAAGGAGCAAACUGUGAUAUUGAAAGAGCAAAGUAAUUGGGAAAAAUCUCUUAGGGUAUUUGAGUGGAUGAAAUUGCAAAAAGAUUAUGUUCAUAAUGUUAUUCAUUAUAAUGUUAUAUUGAGGGCAUUAGGUAGAGCUAGGAAAUGGGAUGAGUUGAGGCUUUGUUGGAUUGAAAUGGCAAAGAAUGGUGUUUUUCCAACGAAUAAUACGUAUGGAAUGCUUGUUGAUGUGUAUGGGAAAGCAGGGUUGGUUAAGGAGGCUCUUUUAUGGAUUAAGCAUAUGAAGUUGAGGGGGAUUUUUCCGGAUGAGGUUACGAUGAAUACGGUUGUUAAAGUGUUGAAGGAUGCAGGGGAAUAUGAUAGAGCGGAUAGGUUUUACAAGGAUUGGUGUACUGGGAAGAUUGAAUUGGAUGAUUUUGAUUUGGAUUCUAUAGAUGAUUCUGAACCAUUUAGUUUGAAGCAGUUUUUGUUGACUGAGCUUUUCAGGACCGGAGGGAGGAAUCCGUCUAGAAUUUCAGAAAUUGAGAACAAUGAAAGGAAACCUCGAAUGACUGCCACUUACAAUACUCUGAUUGAUUUGUAUGGAAAGGCUGGUCGUUUGAAGGAUGCUGCUAAUGUGUUUAAUGAGAUGUUGAAAUCUGGUGUGGCUUUGGAUGCGGUAACAUUCAACACUAUGAUCUUUAUUUGUGGAAGUCAUGGCUAUUUGGAAGAGGCGGAAGCUUUGCUGAACAAGAUGGAGGAAAGAGGAAUAUCGCCUGAUACUAAAACUUACAACAUUUUCCUGUCUCUUUAUGCUAGUGAAGGUAAAACUGAUAAGGCUCUUCAGUGGUAUAGAAAGAUAAGGAGGACGGGACUUUUCCCUGAUGCUGUGACUUGUAGGGCUAUUAUUCGAAUACUGUGCAAGCAAAAUAUGAUCCAGGAGGUUGAAAAUGUGAUUAGUGAAAUAGAAAGUUUAGGUAUGUAUAUCGAUGAGCACUCUCUUCCUGUUAUUAUGAGAAUGUACAUCAAUGCAGGGUUGAUCGAUCGUGCAAAGGCGGUUUUUGAGAAGUGUCAACUGAACGGUGGGUUCUCGUCACCAGCUUAUGCUGCCAUCAUCGAUGCAUAUGCUGAUAAGGGUCUUUGGGCUGAAGCUGAGGAUGUGUUCUUUGGUAGAAGAGAUAAGUUUAUUCAGAAGAAAGCAAUUGUAGAAUAUAAUGUCAUGAUCAAAGCAUAUGGAAUUGCAAAGCUAUAUGAUAAAGCUUUCUCGCUCUUCAAGGGAAUGAAAACCCAAGGGACAUGGCCAGAUGAGUGCACUUAUAACUCUCUAGUCCAAAUGUUCUCCGGGGGUGAUUUAGUUGACCAAGCCAAAGAGCUCUUAGGCGAAAUGCAAGGAUUGAGAUUCAAACCUUCAUGUUCUACUUUCUCUGCACUAAUUGCUAGUUAUGUGCGCAUGAGUAGGCUUUCUGAUGCUGUUGAUGUCUUCGAUGAAAUGUUAAAAGCAGGCGUAAAACCAAAUGAGAUUGUUUAUGGUACUUUAAUUGAUGGGUUUGCUGAAGCUGGUAAAUUUGAAGAAGCUAUGCAUUAUUUCCAUGUCAUGAAUGACUGUGGGAUUCAAGCUAAUCAAAUAAUUUUGACUUCAAUGAUUAAGGCUUAUAGUAAGCUUGGAUCAGUAGAGGGAGCGAAAAAACUGUAUGAGCAGAUGAAAAACUUGCAUGAAGGUCCUGAUGUCAUUGCAUCCAAUAGUAUGCUCAAUCUGUAUGCAGACUUUGGAAUGAUCUCUGAAGCAGAAAUGAUAUUUAAUCAUUUGAGGGAGAAAGGACAGGCUGACGGUGUUACUUUUGCAACUUUGAUUUAUGCAUACAAGAAUAUGGGUAUGCUCGAUGGAGCUAUUGAAAUAGCAGAGGAGAUGAAACAGUCUGGACUUUUAAAAGAUUGUGUGACAUUCAAUAAGGUAAUGGCAUGUUAUGCCACAAAUGGACAGCUUGUUGAAUGUGGUGAACUGCUGCAUGAAAUGAUUAACCGGAAACUUCUGCCAGAUGGGGGCACAUUUAAGGUUUUAUUCACAAUAUUGAAAAAGGGAGGUUUUUCAGCAGAGGCUGUUAGACAGCUCGAGUUGUCUUACCGAGAAGGUAAACCUUAUGCCAGACAGGCGGUCAUAACCUCUGUUUACUCUGCAGUAGGCUUGCACACAUUUGCAAUUGAAUCCUGCAGCACUAUCACACAACCAGGAUUGGGACUCCAUCCCUUUGCUUACAAUGUUGCAAUAUAUGUGUAUGGAGCUUCAGGCCAAAUUGAUGAGGCACUAAAAAUAUUUAUGAGAAUGCAAGAUGAAGGACUGAAGCCAGAUAUUGUCACAUUUGUUAAUCUUGUAGGUUGCUAUGGGAAAGCUGGCAUGGUUGAAGGUAUAAAGCGGAUAUAUGGCCAGUUAAAAUAUGGACUCAUUGAGCCCAAUGAGUCAUUAUACAACGCAAUCAUAGAUGCCUACAGUGAUGCAGGCAGAUAUGACCUUGCUGAUUUAGUUAGUCAGGAAAUGAAACUCGAUAUAGAUAUGAAGCAGCUUACAGACUCUGAAUCUGAAGAUGUUGUGGAUGAAGUUUUUGAAGGUGGUGAAGGAGAGGAUUUGGAAGGUUGAUAAACCCAUCAAGACUAAGCGUGACCUUGUGCUCAGUAGCAUGUUUGACAUAUGCAAUUUCAGUUGAUUGGCUUGUAUCUUGUUCCCUUUAAUCUAGCACUUUUUUCUGGAAGUAAGAGUGACUCCUCUAUGAGCCUUAUUUGUUAAUAUAAUUUGAGUUGAGUUUUUGGGCUGAGUCAGAAGAAAUGGAAAAAUGAGCAUGACCGUGUUUGUUGUGAAGAUGGAAGAAGGAAAAGAAGAGCAGCUGUUGAAAAAUAUCCAGGGAAUAGAAUGCUGUGAUGACAGUGAUUUUAAUGAUGGAAAGUGGGUUCGCAUAAAUGGAAAACCUACAAAGAAGCUUAUGAAGAGAUUUUGCAGACUGGUUUUGCAUUACGGGCUCACUGUAUUGAACAUGGUGCUUGAAUUGGAAUUUAUGGAGCCAUUGUCCUCAGUGGAUGGUAUCGGUGGAGACUUGCAGUGCCCACAGUUUGAUGUGUGUCCGUCUCUAUGAUACCUUGGACCCCACGCUGUAGAUUUUAUUAUUAAACAUGCUGAGAUUGAGAUCGUUUUUGUUCAAGAAAGUGAAAGAAAUUCUAAAUUCAGAGUGCGCACAUGCUAAAUGGGUGAAAUGUAAGUCUGCCUCUCUGUUCGUUGCACCUCUCUCGUGUGUUUCACUUUGCUACAGCAGGAAGAGAAGGAUAAGGCAGUUGAUAUGAAUAUUAAGCCGUACUCUUGGAAUGAAUUUCCCAACAUGGGAUUGUUUAGUUUGAAGAAUAUUUAACUUUUGUUUUUCCAGAGCAAAGAGAAUCCAUCAGAGCCUUCACCACCACAGCCAUUAGACAUGUACAAUCAUGUAUACUAGUGGAAGGAGAAGAUUCGUAAGGUUGAUAAACACAUCAAGGCUAAGCGCAACCUUGUUCUCAGUAGCAUUCUCGACAUAUUUUAUGUAAUUUCAAUGGACUGGCUUCUGUUGAUCAACUCUAUAUGUAGGACAUGUCCUGGUAAGCUAUUGCAAUGCAGAGGACAGGGCUCUGGGGGUAAAAUUAGGUCUGUGCUAGAUCAGAUUCAUGUUGUCUGGGUCAUGUAUGGGUGCCCAAAAGAAUCUGUAGAACGGGGAAUGUUUAACAGUACACCAUGGCCUCAGUUUACUUCAUCAAACUGCUGAAGAAGUUUGUGGCGAUGUUGUGCUCUUAAGAGCUUGAGCGCAUGACAAGUGAGUAUGGUUCUAUGGAGUAUUUUCUAUACCCUUUUUAUCUUGAGUCGGGUGUUUUUUGGAAACAGCCUCUCUACCUCACAUGUAAAGUUAAGGUCUGCAUACACUCUAUCCUUCCUAGCAUAAAGGUUAUGCACAACACAUAAGGUCCGCGAGCGCUCUACCCUUCCAGCAUAAAGGUUAUGUACAACACAUUCAUGGCAUCUCAUUUACCCUCAACUGAAGACGGAUUCAGGAUUUUGGAUUUGUGUCUUUUUGAGUUAUUGGGUUCUAUAUUAUUAAUUUAUAUACAAUUGAAAAUAAUUUGAGACAGUUUGGAUCAAAGUCAUUGAGUUCUACU